UGGAUGACACAGAAGCACCCACAACUAGAUACAAGGGAAUUAUAAUUUGCGUAUGUUCCUUUUUCACUCUCUCAUUUUUAUUUGGAAUAGUAGGGAACUUUGCCCUAAUGCUGCCGACAUUCUUGGAUGAAUUCCAUGCUGGAAGGACGUUAACAGCACUGGUUGGGUCAAGUCAGUUUGCAUUAAUGCUUAUGUUUGGUCCAUUGGUGGGAUCACUCAUUGACAUGUUUGGAAUGUGUAAAGUUUCAUUUGCAGGAGGAUUUCUAUAUUCUGUUGGAUUAUUCUCAGCUUCUUAUGUUGAUUCAAUCUAUGGUUUAUUUCCCACAUUUGCUCUAAUUGUAGCUUUGGCAAGUUCUUUACUUUAUUCAUCAGCUAAAAUAUCACCUGUUAAAUGCAUCUCUUCAAAAUACCAGGGAAUUGCAUGCUCUUUUGUUUCAGCUGGUGUAUACACAGGAAUUUUAAGCUUCUCCUUAUUAAUAACAUUUUUAUUGGAGCAAUUUCACUGGAAGGUUAUGUUUCGAAUACUCGCAUCCCUUGGAGUCGUUAUUUGUUUGUUAUGUUUAACCUAUGGUUGGAGCGAAGAGAAUGAAGGUAACUCCAACAGGAAUCGAACACCGUUUUGCAACUGGUACUUAUGCAAACAACCACGGUACUUUGUCUUUAUGUUUGGUUCAGCAGUAUCAAUGUUGGGAUGGCCUGUUGCAAAUUUCUUUUUGGCAGAUCGUGCUAAAAUUUACGGUAUUCAUGAAAACCAAUCAAAAUGGUUUUACGUAGCGAUUGGAAUUUUCGGCGUCACCAGCGGACUUAUAGCUGGAAAGGUUGGAGACAUGAUAAGAUACCGUGUUAUUUUGACCAUAUCCUGCCUCUUUUUUCAUGGUAUCAAUACACUUUUCAGUUACCUAUGCACAACUUACAGUACAUUAUUAAUAUACUCAGGCUUCUCUGGGAUGUUUAUUGGUAUUUACAAUUCUACACUUUGUCUCUCUGUAUUGGAUUGUGUUGGAGCGGCAAAUAUAGCUCAAGGCUUUGGAUUUCUUGUUUUUUUCCAAGGCUUUUUCCUGUCUCUUGGACCACCCUUUGCGGGUUUUCUAAGAGACGCAACUGGCACAUUUAAACUUCCUUUAAUUAUUGCUGGAUGUUUGGAAAUGCUCGGAGCGUUAAUAUCACUUCCAGUUGCAAGAGUGAAAAGAGGUGAUGUAAGACCUAGUCAGGUCGACUCUGGGAGUAGAGAAAACAACAACAGUACUGCUGUUUAAAGUAUCUCUUUCAUUUUAAAUUUGAUAUAAAGAAUUAAACUGUAGGGUAUAUGUACGCCGUAUACAUGUUCUACGAGUAUAUGAAACCGCUAUCUGGAAAUUUACUUGAAACAAAAUUUAUAAUAUUGACAGGUAAAUUGUGCAGAAAUAUUGCUUGAAUGACAUUUUACAUAUUAUGACAUAUAUAGCUUUAUAAUAUUAUUGAAAAUGUAUUAAUAUAUAAUAUGCAAAUUGUUCGUAUAAAAGGCGAGUUUAGAGAAUGUUU
Dendronephthya gigantea is the source of this 1521-nucleotide messenger RNA. RefSeq names its product monocarboxylate transporter 10-like. The record is from RefSeq and is a predicted model, not a curated record. Gene Ontology annotation, molecular function: transmembrane transporter activity. Gene Ontology annotation, biological process: transmembrane transport. Bases 108 to 1256 code for a protein of 382 amino acids. NCBI's taxonomy places the organism in Eukaryota, Metazoa, Cnidaria, Anthozoa, Malacalcyonacea, Nephtheidae. The transcript is spliced from 4 exons.